Messenger RNA from Microthlaspi erraticum, 510 nucleotides. The record is from the annotation of a GenBank genome assembly. Lineage: Eukaryota; Viridiplantae; Streptophyta; Magnoliopsida; Brassicales; Brassicaceae.
AUGAUACCUCGCAUGGCUGCUUUGAGUUCUCUCUCUCCUAUUCAAUUCAGAGUUUCCGACAUUUUCGGAACUCAGCUGAAAUCCUGUGUCUUCUAUCCAAUUCGAAUAACAAAGACGUCCGUGAAGCCGUUUGUGAUUGACGCAAGAGGGAAUUCUCGAGUCGAAAGCCCGAAAACCAGGAACCGGAGGAGCAGAAAGAAGUUUAACGGAACACAAACAAAACCAAGACUUUCAGUAUUCUGUUCAGAGAAGCAGCUCUAUGCUAUGUUGGUCGAUGACUUUAACAAAAAGUGUUUGUUCUACGCUAGUACAUUGCAGAAGUCCAUUCGUGGUGAUCCUCCAUGCACCGUCAUUGAAGCAGCGAAACGGGUAGGAGAGGAGCUAAUCAAGGCUUCGAUAGACCUCAAGAUCAAUGAGAUAUCAUCAUAUGAUCGAAAUGGAAGUGCUCGAGGUGAAAGAAUGCGAGCCUUUGAAAUCGCAAUUGGGCAACAUGGGUUCUUACCAUACUAG